ACGUGACGUAGUACAUGAUCACGACUUGAAAAGGCGUGGAAGGGCUGACAAACACUAGCCUACAGGACAGAAGAAGAGCGGAAAAGAAAACAUUCUUAACGUGGGAUUAUUCGCGACAACUUUUGGCUACCCGGUUUGGUCCGCAAAGAGUUCUGAGCGAUAACUCAGAAAUUCUGAAGAAUGACUUAGAAAACCGGAAAUGUUCAAGAACUCGGUAGCUGAAUUAAGGGUGUCGCCUUCGUACUUAAUGGAAGUCCAAAGUAGAGCGGAGCAUGCGGGUGCGGUACGAAGUUACCAGUCGGAGUUCAAAAGCGGACGAGGAAACAACACUGCUUUUUAAAAGUUGGCUGGCAAAAUUGACGUCGCUUGGUUUCACUUUGUAAAGAAAAAUGGAGAUUAUCAAAUAGAAAUUAAGUGCCUAUGUUAUUCACGGAAAUGUAACUACCUAACGAUGAAAGAGGCUGAGAACUGACGUGAACACUUGGAGCGCUCACACUGCUGUGGGACAUGCGGUCUGCCUUGAAGUAGUCUAUACCGAAAAUGACAGAGCAGAAGUAUGCAGCCCGACGACAUAGCUAGCAAACAAGCGAGCUAGGAUCCACUGGGAUACGCUUUGAGAACUUUUAAGACUUGAGACUCCAAACACUGGCUUGGUGGAAUACGCAGUAGAAACUGUAGCCUACCGACAAGAUAGGCUAAAUCGAUUCCACCGAAGGAUUCCUCUCUAAAUAACGUUUAAGUUUUAAAAAGUUUUACCAUCUCUCCAUUUGAAUAUUUUCACUGUUUGAUCCGACUACAGUACUGACCGAGAGCAUAUUUAACUUGCUACAGUGGCUGCCUGGCUAGCUAAGUUUUGACAAAAUAGCCAAACUACAAAAUGUUGUCAGCUCUUGUGCGACGAUGGCUCAACAGGCCCAAGCGGUCUGACACCCGGCCCCUCGCUCGCUUCUUCUUUGCGGACGAGGAGGUGACCCGCGUGACGAUGGAGCUCAACGCGGUCGACCUACGCAAGGACCCCCAGAAGUAUCUGGUGCUGCUCAACCGACUACGAGUGAGCCAGGAUCAGAUGCUGCGCUCCAUCGAGCUGGUGAUGGAGGACUGCAUCCCAGCGCAGCGGCAGAGCAGAGAUUACCACGUCAAGUUCCCGGACGAGAUCCUGCACGAGAACCUGGGCGUGCAGCUGUGGUUCGCCGCCGAGUGCCUCUCCGCGGGCUCCUUCCUGGAGGUGCGGGAGGUGGAGGGGCAGCGCUUGCGCCCCCUGGCGGAGCAGAUGCUGCAGUGCCUGGAGGACGCCCGGUUGCAGCUGAGGGAGCAGAGCCUGGGGGACGGCCACGCCUACUCUCUGCCCCUGCGCGAAGCCCUCCUGCGCUACGACUCCGCCUUCUCGCAGUUUGAGCUCAGCUACGUUUCCACGGUGAUCCCGGUCAAGUCGGCCGAGGAGCUUCAGAGGCAGCAGGAGAUCGUGGUGCUUUUCUGCGAGACCGUCGACAGAGCACUCAAACUGGGCUACCUAAAGCAGGAGCUGAUCGAUGGCUACGAGCCCCUUGUUAUGUUCACCAUUCCACGGCUGGCCAUUAUCUGCGGCCUGCUGAUCUUCCCGGACGGUCCCCUGAAUCUACAGCACGGGUCCCAGGGCAUGUCCAGCCUGUUCAGUCCCUUCUACACCCUGCUCGUUAAAAUCAGGGACCUGCUGCGUAUCCUGACGAAGGAGGAGCUAUACGUGCUGGAGAAGAGCCUGUGUGCAGCCGAGUCCAGCGGCCUGCUGUGCUCGGCGCCCCCUGCUGGCCACUCCCCUACUGACUAUGUGCCAAUGAGGGCAGGGGACUAUGGGGGGUCUCGGCGCAGGCUGUUCCGCAGUGCGCAUGCCGUCCCGCCCCCCCUCCGCCCGACCACACCCUCAGAGACUGAGCCACACCCCCACAGCAUCGCCUUGGGCGAUGAUCGCACAGCGGUCCACUCACCCCCACAGCCCAGCUCCGCGCCUUCCCCUGAACUUCCAAGCGGGGCCCCCCCCUCCGUUCACCACAUGCCGUCCUCACCUUUGCCCCCAGAGCCAGCCUCACCCACAUCCUCAGCUCCGCCCACAAUCCUGGCCCUGCCCACAACCCCGCCCUCUGGCCUGUCCACAGCCGCUGGCUCCACUCCGUCCCCUCAGGCAGACUGUGUGACCAGGCCCCAGCCUGGGGAGCAGAUUGCGAACGCUACCGGGCUAGCCGCCCCGGUCAGGGAGCGGUUCUAUUACUACCGCAGUCCAGCAGAGCCCAGAGUGGGAACCGUCGCCGAAUGCACCUGGCGAUCCCGCCGCAGGCAGAGCUGGCACUGCGGCCAGUUACCCCCCGGCACAGACCCCCGGAGGCCGGGCAUGGGGCACAACGCCAGGCACGCCAGCAGCCGGGACCUGCGGGCGCGCUACAGCAGCAGCAACGACAUGGUGCACCGGCUCUUCGUCUGCAUCUCGGGGGUAGCCGACCAGCUGCAGACUAACUUUGCCAGUGACAUGCGAGCGAUUCUGAAAAGCGUCUUUGAGCUCAUUGUCUCCAGAGACGACUCGGAGGAAGAAAACGUCGAAAAUAAGAGGAUGGAGGAAGAGGAGAAGACGGUGCAGGAGGAGUCUGGCCUUCAGCAGGAGGGCUGUGAGCUGUGCGUGGAUCAGAGAAGGGGAGUACCCAGAGUGGGUAACGUCGCAGGGCCCCCGGUCUGGGUCCCGGACAGCGCCUGCGACCACUGCAUGGCCUGCCACGCCCCGUUCACUCUGCUGCGUCGCCGACACCACUGCCGGAGCUGUGGGAAGAUCUUCUGCUCUCGGUGCUCGCCCAACGAGGCCCCCCUCCCCCGCCUCGGCCAGCGGACGCCGGUGCGCGUGUGCAACCACUGUUUCAGCUGCCACACCGUGGGUGAAACGGCACAGCUCUGACCUGCACCGGCACCGACCAGAGGCGUCUGGGAGAAAAAAUGCAGUUAUAACAUGGCUGACACCAAUGGGCACAGAGUGCAUCGCUAGGCUCUACGCGCGCAAUGUGCGAGGCGUUCCGCGGCUCUCUGUCCUGACGCUCCUUCGCCAUCUCGUUCGGAUCCUCAGAAGGACCACUCGCCGUGGUGCUCAUGUUCGAAGCUCGAACUUGCUGCAUAAUUUCAAUAUUUUCGCUGAUAUGAUCACUGCUUGCACAAUUUUUGUACUGAUGCCAUGUUAAAAAAAAGCCUUACUGUAACAUUCUUGCUUUGUCCUACACAUAGCCUAUGAAGCAAACUGACCAUAGUCGAUAAAUGGCUAACACUUCAAUGUUUUUGUUUUAUGGCAGUACAGUGGGCUACACAGCAGUUUGCAAGCUAUGAACAUAUUUAUCCUCUAUUUUUUUUCCAAGAUGGAAAUUUGUCAGAAUCAAGAUGGUCUUUAUGGUCUAUUACAGGAUUUGUUGGCAGAUCUGUAAUUUUUUUUUUUUUUUUUUGUAAUUAUGUAUUUGUCGUAUUUGCCCAUUUGGUGCAACGCAUUCUGGAUCUAAUUUAUAGAGAAGCCAAAAUGAAAUUGAAUAAAACAUGAAUGCAUGGUUCGGGUGUAUAAACCAUAA
Anguilla rostrata (American eel) is the source of this 3566-nucleotide messenger RNA. Its product is annotated as lateral signaling target protein 2 homolog. Bases 878 to 2914 code for a protein of 678 amino acids. Gene Ontology annotation, cellular component: early endosome membrane. Gene Ontology annotation, biological process: negative regulation of epidermal growth factor-activated receptor activity. The record is from RefSeq and is a predicted model, not a curated record. Lineage: Eukaryota; Metazoa; Chordata; Actinopteri; Anguilliformes; Anguillidae. The transcript is spliced from 13 exons. Gene Ontology annotation, molecular function: metal ion binding.